Molecule: messenger RNA, 4169 nt
Organism: Fukomys damarensis (Damara mole-rat)
Lineage: Eukaryota; Metazoa; Chordata; Mammalia; Rodentia; Bathyergidae
Gene: Col21a1
Product: collagen type XXI alpha 1 chain
Exons: 29
Coding region: 31-2916 (961 amino acids)
Source: RefSeq, a predicted model, not a curated record
CAGAACCAAAAUAUUAGAUUGAAAACAAACAUGGCUCUCCAUAUUACCUUUCUUUGGAUAGUUUUAAUUGUGCUUCUCCAGAAUUCUGCAUUAGCUGAAGAUGGGGAAAUCAGAUCAAGCUGCCGUACAGCUCCGACUGACUUGGUUUUCAUCUUAGAUGGUUCCUACAGCGUUGGCCCAGAAAACUUCGAAAUAGUGAAAAAUUGGCUUGUCAAUAUCACAAACAACUUUGAGAUAGGACCAAAGUUUAUUCAAGUUGGAGUGGUCCAGUACAGUGACUACCCUGUGUUGGAGAUCCCCCUGGGAAGGUACGAUUCGGGAGAGGAUUUGAUGGCAGCGAUGCAGUCCAUACUCUACUUGGGAGGAAACACGAGGACUGGGAAGGCCAUCCAGUUCGCACUUGAUUACCUUUUUGCCAAGUCCUCACGAUUUCUAACUAAGAUCGCAGUGGUGCUCACAGAUGGGAAAUCCCAAGAUGAAGUGAAGGACGCAGCAGAAGCUGCGAGAGACAGUGGAAUAACAUUAUUUGCCAUCGGUGUUGGUUCAGAAACAGAAGAUGCAGAACUUAGAGCAAUUGCUAACAAGCCCUCCUCUACAUAUGUGUUUUAUGUAGAAGACUAUAUUGCAAUAUCCAAAAUCAGGGAAGUGAUGAAGCAGAAGCUGUGUGAAGAAUCUGUCUGUCCAACACGAAUUCCUGUGGCAGCUCGAGAUGAGAAAGGAUUUGAUAUACUUUUAGGUUUAGGUGUAAAGAAAAAGGUUAAGAAAAGAAUCCAACUUUCAGCAACAAAGAUAAAAGGAUAUGAAAUAACAUCAAAAGUUGAUUUGUCAGAAGUGACAAGCAAUGUGUUCCCAGAAGGUCUUCCUCCAUCGUAUGUAUUUGUUUCCACCCAGAGAUUUAAGGUCAAGAAGGUGUGGGAUUUAUGGAGAAUAUUAACUAUCCAUGGAAAGCCACAAAUAGCAGUUACCUUAAAUGGUGUGGACCAAACCUUAUCAUUUACAACAACUAGCAUAAUUAAUGGCUCACAAGUGGCCACAUUUACUGACCCUCAAGUUAAGACACUAUUUGAUGAAGGAUGGCAUCAAAUUCGUCUCUUAGUAACAGAGCAAGAUGUAACCCUGUUUAUUGAUGAUCAAGAAAUUGACAACAAGCCCUUACAUCCAGCUUUAGGGAUUUUCAUCAGUGGGCAAACCCAAAUUGGAAAAUACUCUGGGAAAGAAGAAACUGUUCAGUUUGAUGUCCAGAAGUUGCGGAUCUACUGUGAUCCAGAGCAGAACAACCGGGAGACAGCAUGUGAGAUACCUGGAUUUAAUGGAGAGUGUCUUAAUGGUCCCAGUGAUGUAGGAUCAACUCCAGCUCCCUGUAUCUGCCCUCCAGGAAAACCAGGGCUACAAGGCCCCAAGGGAGACCCUGGACUGCCUGGGAACCCCGGCUACCCUGGACAACCUGGUCAAGAUGGUAAGCCUGGAUAUCAGGGAAUCUCAGGAUCACCAGGUGUUCCAGGAUCUCCAGGAAUACAAGGAGUACGUGGACAACCAGGUUACAAAGGAGAACCAGGGAGAGAUGGACAAAAGUUUUGUUUUCAGGGUGACCGUGGACUUCCUGGUUUUCCUGGUCUUCAUGGGAUGCCAGGAUCAAAGGGUGAAAUGGGCCCCAAAGGUGAUAAAGGAUCACCUGGAUUUUAUGGCAAAAAGGGUGCAAAAGGUGAAAAGGGGAAUGCUGGUUUUCCUGGCCUUCCUGGACGUGCUGGAGAACCAGGAAGACAUGGAAAAGAUGGAUUAAUGGGUAGUCCUGGCUUCAAGGGAGAAGCAGGAUCCCCAGGCCUACCUGGCCAUGAUGGACCUCGGGGAGAGCCUGGAAUUCCAGGAUUUCCUGGAAGCCAAGGCUUAAUGGGACAGAAGGGAGAAAUUGGGCCUCCAGGACCACUGGGAAAAAAAGGAGCUCCAGGAAUGCCAGGUUUGAUGGGAAGCCGUGGCUCACCAGGCCAGCCUGGCACUGCAGGAUCUAAGGGGGGAAAAGGUGAACCUGGACUUCAAGGGCUCCCUGGGUCUGCUGGGCUCAAGGGAGAACCAGGAUCGAGAGGUCUUCCAGGAGAACCUGGAUACAUGGGUUUACCUGGGAUUCAAGGGAAAAAGGGGGACAAAGGAAAUCAAGGGGAAAAAGGCAUUCAGGGUCAAAAGGGAGAAACUGGAAGACAAGGAAUUCCGGGACAACAGGGAAUUCAAGGCCAUCAAGGUGCAAAAGGAGAGCGAGGUGAAAAAGGAGAACCUGGUAUUAGAGGUGCCACUGGACCAAAAGGAGAGUCUGGGAUGGAUGGCGUAAUGGGGCCUGCUGGUCCCCAGGGGCAGCCUGGGGAAGCAGGUCCUCAGGGACCUCCAGGAUCGGAUGGAAAGCCCGGCAGAGAAUUUUCAGAACAAUUUAUUCGGCAAGUUUGCACGGAUGUACUAAGAACUCAGCUACCAGUCUUCCUCCAGAGUGAGAGAAUUCAGAAUUGUGCUCACUGCCAGCUGCAACGUGGACCCCCUGGUAUCCCUGGGUCACCUGGUCCCACAGGCCCAGAAGGUCCCCGAGGAUUUCCGGGUUUGCCAGGGAGAGAUGGUGUUCCCGGAUUAAUGGGUACUCCCGGACGUCCAGGUGCCAGAGGGUUAAAAGGUCUCCCAGGAAAAAGUGGGGCAAAGGGAAGUCAAGGGUUUGGGUAUCCUGGAGAACAAGGUCCUCCUGGCCCCCCAGGUCCAGAGGGUCCUCCAGGAAUAAGCAAAGAAGGUCCUCCGGGAGACCCAGGGGUGCCCGGCAAAGAUGGAGAUCAUGGGAAGCCUGGGCUCCAAGGGCAGCCGGGCCCCCCUGGCAUCUGUGAUCCGUCUCUGUGUUUCAGUGUGAUUGUCGGAAGAGAUCCAUUCAGAAAAGGGCCAAACUACUAGUUUCUGUUGCCUCAUUCAGCGACCGAGGCAUGGUGCUUUUCUUUGUGGUCUUUUGCAUCUCAGGAAGAUAAAUAACAGUAAUCCCUUGAAGAAAAACUAAAGUACCUCGGUGUUUUUAUUUUUUUCCAUAAGGAAAAAAUAAAUAAAAGGUCACAUGUACUGAUUGUAAAGGCUCUUCAGUAAUUUGGAGCCUUGAGAUUAGUAGCAUUAAUUAAAUCUCAAGGGUUUCUUCAUUUUAAUCCAAGUUAAACAUAAAAAUCCACCUUGACAUGUUAGCUAGUUGAUUUCAGUCACUGUGAAAUGCUUCACAACCAGUCUCCAUGUAGUAGAGAUUAGAGUUCAAGUUCAUAUCUGGGUGUAUUUUCUGUUGCCUAGCUCAUAGCUCAUGUGUCUACAUUUCACAUAACAUAUCUGGACAUUGGAAUGAAGAUCAGGGUUGAUAUCAGGUGAAACAGAUGGGACAAUUGGGCUUCUGUAUCUGUAGGUGCUGCCACCACGGAUUCAAACAACUGCUGAUUUAAAAAAAAAAUUAGGUUGUGUCUUUGUGUACUGAGCACGUACAGACUUUUCUCUGGAUAUUAUUCCCUAAACAAUACAGUGUGCCUAUUUGCAUACCAUUUACAUUGCCUUAGGUACUGUAAGUCAUCCAGAGAUGAUUAUUUAAGUAUAUGGGAAGAUGUGCAUAGGUUAGCUGCAAGUGCUAUGCCAUUUUCUAGGGGGGUGUUAAACAUCUGCAGAUUUGCUUUUCCAAAGGUGGGGAGAGGUCAGCAGCAGCCUCCCUGUGACACUGAGGAACUACUGUGUAGCCUUAUGAGUCCCUUACUCCAGUGUCUGUGGCUGGAAUUAGUGGACUGCGUGCUGUUCAGUGUUUUCAAUAUCACCUCUGCAUACGAUUAGUGUGUUUGACAAUUUCAUCUGAAACUCUAAAAGGAUGAUUAUGGUAAGAAAGAAUAGCCAUUCCACGGAAGAUGUUAAAAUUAUCUAACAUUAAACAUGCUUUAGGAAAAAGUCUUAAUGUACGAUAUAUUCAAAAAAUGCAUGUUCAACAGUUCUAAAAACUUCAUACUUGCUAAAUAAUUGAACGUUGCUGUAUGCCUUCAUUUCAUUUCACUUAUUAUAUGUCUAUGUUCAUAUAUGUCAUCUUUCCAUUGUAGCAAAGCUAAUGGCGAUAAAUACUGUAUUUGAAAGGAAUAGUUAUUCCACAAAUCUUAGUAUGUUUUGUAUCUUCAGCAGACUAAAAUAUUAUGAACAGU